Rhopilema esculentum is the source of this 6470-nucleotide messenger RNA. Its product is annotated as protein sidekick-1. Gene Ontology annotation, molecular function: protein binding. Gene Ontology annotation, biological process: cell-cell adhesion. Lineage: Eukaryota; Metazoa; Cnidaria; Scyphozoa; Rhizostomeae; Rhizostomatidae. The record is from RefSeq and is a predicted model, not a curated record.
UUCCUCUAAGGGCAUUUAUAAACAUCUAAUAGCGAUGGUGAUUAGCAGAUUGUGGGUAAGCCUCGAUUAAUGUUUCAAUCCACAAUUCAAACUAACUACGAGAGAGCUCACAAUGUAUUCACCAAUGCAUAUUUGAUAAACGGUAUUCAGUGACACUUCGUGGAUCAUUAGAAGGUGGAAGGUACACUGGAAAGUAAAAGAACUGUUGGACGAAAAGGGGAUGGUAGCAGCCUAAAAGACGAUGUUUGCUCUUUGGUAUUUUCCUGUUGCUAUGGUAGCAAUCAGAGCUGUUAGCAGCUCCGUUUCUUUACCCGCAAGGUUUUACAAGCCAGGUCGUGGGCUGUUUUUAGAGCGAUGGAUGUUUACAUCUAAAGGCUACCAACUGAACGAGUUUGACGAAAUACCUAAUUAUCCUGGCUGCCCAACUCACACAGAGAACUUGAAUAAAUUUGAGAAGAACCAGCUGAUAAAAGGCACUUACCAACAUUGUCGCUUCAGUGCAUAUUUUGUUUCCCCACAAUCAGGAAAUCACAAGUUUUUUGUUAUAUGCAAUAACCAUUGCAAACUUGAGAUCGAAAUGAAGCCAUUUGGCGUCAAAACAAUAUUGACGACGAAUGAAAGAACAACCUUGGAUUGGAACGAUAGAAAAAAAUCUCAACCUGUGAAUCUCAUGAAUGGAUUCCGAUACUUGGUCAGGCUGUAUAUGUAUGGCAAUGGCAAGUUUGAAGACUUUGCAGCCCUUGGAGUUGAGUUUCCGGAUGGCACAAAAGUGAACCCGAUUGAUGAAAGAUUUGUAUGGAGAUCAACGACACUUUAUAGAUGGCAAGGACUGUUGGGACAGCAAUAUAACGGAAUCAUUUGGGAUAAUUCGCGGAAAAUGUCAGAGUUCUACAAGGACAACGCAGCUAGUUUCCCUGACAACCCCUCUUCAUACUGUUGUCUGCCGACAUUGUACGAACCGGAUCAGGAUUUGGCUGAAUACUAUGCCAUGAAAUUUGCUGGCUACAUUAAUUUUCCUGAAAAUACUCAAUACGAAUUCAAAUUUCAUGCUAACGAGAUAGCUGAGCUAAAAAUAAUUAAAAGCAGUACCACAGAGAUUGUUAAAACGGCUGACCUAAUUAAGUACCCAACAAUCUUUGAUGGUGGAAGUUUCAUUAACUCUACAUGGUAUCCUGUAGAAGUUACGAGAGUUGAAAGCGAAGGUCGCGAUUGGAUCGAAGUCCAAUAUAAACAUGGGUCCAAUGCUUAUAGUUCUUCUUGGAGCGGAAAACUGAAGAAUCUCCUCGGCAGUCACACAGCAUAUCGCCUAUCUCCUCCAACCCUGACAAUGGUUAGUUCCUCCGUGAUAUCAGCAAAACUUUCACAAGAGCCAUUUCUACCUGCUACCGACUAUUGGAUUCCAGCCGAAAAAUAUGACAUUCUCGCCUUUGAAACGAGUGCUGGCGAGAGCGCCGUCGUGCAGAAGCGGGAGUUCACCGGCAAUCUGCCUCAUGAAUACAACUUCACUGGGUUGAAGAAUUACACAAUGUAUUCAUUCUACGCCCAUUACUACGGACAAAUCAAUGGAAGCAACACGUAUAAUAUCAUUACAUCUUUGUCUGAAAUGAGAACAGACGAAAAUGUUCCUGAAGUACCACCUCGCAACAUAUACUCAAUGGUCAUUUCUUCAAAGUCGAUACUAGUAUCAUGGCAUGCUCUUGUUGAUCCUGACCUUCUCAACGGAUUGUGCACUGGUUAUGAAGUAAAAUACAGAGUAAAAGAACCCCUCCAAAAAAAUUGGACAUCGUUAAUAAUAGAAAAAGGGACAAGAGAAUUCAAGCCCACACACUUAGAAGAGUAUACAAAAUACGAGGUGAUUGUAGCUGCACGAACAAGCAAGGGGAGUGGAGUGUUCAGUCAACCAAUUGAACGCACUACGAAGGAGGACAAUCCAAGUGCACCACCAGUGGAGAUAGUGGCAAGAAAUACCAGCUCAUCAAGUAUACACAUUGAAUGGGACGAAGUACCAUAUUGGGAUCGAAAUGGCAUUAUAACCAAUUAUAAGAUAUUCAUAUCUAAACACGAGAACAUGGGAGGUUCCGAUAAGGAAACUGUAACAGAAAAAUUCCACUCAAUUAAUGGACUUGAUAUUUGGGAAUUUUAUUACAUUCAAGUUUCUGCAUCGACAACCAUUGGAGAAGGACCUAAGAGCAACGUGAUACGUGUAAGAACAGAUGAAGACAAGCCUGGAGGGCCACCAACCAACGUAAAAACGCGUGCACUUUCUAGCUAUUCAAUUAAUGUCACUUGGUCAGAGAUACAGGCAUCGAAAACAUAUGGUGUCAUUGUCUCAUACAAAGUAACAUGCAAAAGAAGUGACGGUCAAGGAUCAGUGAAAGAGGUUGUUACUUCCGAGAAAACUGCUCUGCUGCUAGGGCUAGAAAGUUAUGUUGAUUAUGAUAUCAAAGUUGCUGGCGGUACAAUAAAAGGCUUUGGUGUCAACUCUUCCAAAGUGACUGAAAAAACGUUAGCAUUCAAACCUACUGCAGCUCCAGUGAAUAUUAACGGGAAAAAUAUCAGCUCAACAGCAAUACAAGUAACCUGGGGUCUGGUACCAACUGAAGAACAAAAUGGUGUAAUCUCUGGCUACAACAUAAUAUACAAAGCAGAAGAAGACUCUGAUGAUGCCUGGAAAAGUAUCACAGUUAGUUCGCAAACAAGGAUCACGAAAAUUACUGGCCUAGAAUACUACACAAUGUAUAAUGUCAGAGUUGCCGGUAUAAACAGUGUUGGAAUUGGAGUGUACAGCAACAUCACUGAUAUACGUACAGAUGCACACGCUCCUGGAAGACCCCCUGUUAACUUGACUGGAAAUUUCAUCAAUCAUACUGCAAUUAUGAUGAGUUGGGGGCGUGUCCCAGAAGCAUUCAGAUUUGGCAUAAUAGAGGGAUAUAGACUGUACAUAAAGGACAAAACACUAAAGAAGGCAUCUUGGAGAAGUGUAACGAUUCCAAAUCGAUUCGAUGGAAAUGAUAAAUUUAGCUACACAUUCGCUGACCUCAAAAUCUACACUCCAUAUCUAUUCAAAAUAACGGCUUUUACAAUCAAAGCAGAAGGGCCUUCAAGUCGUAAUGUAACAGUCUGGACAGAUGAGUAUAUUCCUGAAGAGCAUCCAAAGAAUGUAACUGGGUUAGGUGAAACAUCUACCGAAAUCUUUUUACAUUGGGAUGCUAUGGAGGAAAUUCAUGGUGAUGCAAAUGGAAAGGUUCUGGGACACACAGUGAAGUAUCAUGUCUUUGACUGCCACGAGGAUAGGCCAAAGGGAUGCGAUGAACAUGAAAUCUUCCAUUUGACAGUGAAUGGCACUAAUCCUAUCAUCAAGAUUCCAAAUCUAAGAAAAUACACUCAGUACAAUAUAUCAAUUCAAAUGUUUAAUAUUAAAGGAAAAGGAAACUUUUCAAGUGAAAUUACUGUGAGAACGGAUGAGGACAAGCCUGAUGCACCUCCAACAUAUGUCGAAGCAUGGCCAUCAACAUAUGAAUCAAUUAAAGUAUUCUGGAGUCCGAUACCGGAAUCAUUUAGAAACGGUAUAAUACUUGGUUACCGGAUAUUCUAUAAACCAAUUGACGUUGCAUUGCGGAAAUAUUCUCGAUCACCGAGGGCAGUAAACCCGUUUGCGAUAUAUGGCGCCGAGCCCGGUGAGAAAAUGAAAGAGGUCAAUGAAACGACAUUUGAAACUGAAAUCACAGAAUUGCAAGAGUAUCACUGGUAUCAAGUCAGAGUCGGUGCUUAUACAUCGAAAGGACUUGGUGUAACCUUUACACUCAAUGGUACAUGCAAACAGAAAGCUCCAUCUGUUGCUCCAUUGAUUGCUAGCCUCAAAGAUAUGUAUGACUUUUAUGAGGUAUCGCUGAAUUGGAAGGAGGUCAAUCAGACUGGCGCCAAUGGAGAGGUCCUCGGGUAUCGCAUAAAAUACUGGCUUUCGGAGCAGAAUUAUGUACCUGUAUCUGGAAGUAAUGUAAGCGAAUUGCUGGUCUUCGCACCGAAUAAAACAUUGAAAAUUGAAGAUCUUCAACCCUACGCUAUUUAUGGAAUCAACGUUUCUGCGUUCACAGAAGGAGGUUACGGGCCUGAAUCUCCUGUGGUUUAUGGAGAAACAUGCAGAUGCCCUAAGAUUUUAUCUUCGUCAAUUCUACAUCUGCCACCGCUGGUACACAAGAACCUUCCAAACGAAUCUGUUAUGCAAGAUAUGAUCAAUGAGGCAAUUAUCAAUUGUUGCGGAAAUUGCUCGGGCAGUCAUGGAAUGACCGAAGUUGACUGGAAUAGGGAUGCUUCCAACACGUCAUCAUUGAAAAGCAACCGAGUCUCUGCUGUGGAUUCGCUCAACUUAGGAACUCAUGUAACAUUGCCGUUUUACAACGAAUUCUUGGAAAUUCAAGACAAACAGAUAUAUACAUACGUUCCAAUUGUUCCUGUUACAACGUUCUUGGUUUUUAAAAAGAAGAUAACAUUGAAAGUUCUUGGAAAUUUUGGUGCAAAGAUUGUUCUGAAUUCUUUGUGGCAACAUUACCCUCUAUUAUUGGUUUCAUUUGUUCUUACAUUGCUGGCAGGGAUCGUCUUCUGGGCUGCGGAGUCUGGCAACAAUACUGCCGAAUUUCCAAGCACGUACUUGAGAGGGGCUGGAAGUGGUCUUUGGCUGGCAUUUAUCACAAUGACAACAGUUGGAUACGGUGAUCUUAAUUUGAUGACAAAAUUUGGAAGAUUUAUUGCUAUGACGUGGAUGCUAAUUGGCUUGGUGUUAACGUCGCUGAUCAUUGGAAGUUUAUCAACAAUUUUCGGUACCGAAUUUGUUUAUGAUCCAAAACCAAUAGAGAUAGAUGGAAAGGUACUCGGCUCCAAUGAAGCCCUGAUGAUUGCUUCUAAACUCUUCGGCAGAAAGGUCACCUUGGGUAAUGUGUCAGAUGGUAACUUCGUUCAAAAACAACUUCUUUCUGGCCGAGUAUCAAAAGUUUUCCUGGAUUCUUUUCAAGCCAAUGCUUUGCGCAAGUUUCUUAAUCAUCCAGAAAUUGCCCUGGACUCGAUUCAUAACGCAAAGGCAUCAUAUGGUGUUCUUCUUUCGGGUGAUGCAAAACGCAUUUCAAAGUGCGUAAAGAAGUACGUAACGGAAAACGAGCAACGAUUAUUCGAGCGGAUAGCUAAAGCGACUACCAGUUUUAAGCUGGAAUCCUCUUUUCAAUAUGACUUAGUAAAGCACAUGACGUCACCUCAUUCUGACUUGAUGGAAAAUACUACACUUUAUGGAUGCAUAGCGCUUGCUCUCUUAACUAUCAUUGGCAUAAUUUAUGAGAUUGUACGCUACACUAGAAGACGUGCCAAAAUUAAUGUUGCUCCAAGCGAAACACAGGCAUUCUUUGAAGAAGUUGAUAUGAGCAUUGACAGCUUUGAGCGAUCAGUUGUGACGAAGACAGCUGGGAUUGAAGCGCAGCAUAUAGAAGAAAGGUUAAAGUUAUACAAAAUGCAAGCUGGAAAAUACGAGCAGCUGUUGAAAUACUAUCCUGAUUUACCGUUAUAUGAUCCCACCUUGCCUAAAGUAACAAGAAAAAACGAAGUGAAGAUGCAACCUGAAGAGGAAAGUGGUUUUGAAUUAUGUUAUGACGAAGAUUCCUUCGAUGGCGAUGAAAUUGAUAUGCCGAUCGAUUACAGGAGAUCUGAAAUAAACUUGCAGCUGUAACAGACCAAUUGACAUCACUUAAAGCCACAUAGAUAAGCUUCAUUAACAGGCUGUAGUGCUUCUGGAUGGGUAUAUCCUAACCUCAGUCAAGAUCCAUUUAGAAAACUUUAAAAAAUGGUUCGUAAAAGACCAAGGAGUUUGAAUAUUUAUAUGCCAACCUGGACCAUAAGUACCCGUUUGACAUAUUAUCUUUGUAAAAAAGACACAAAACAGUGCCAUACACCAAAUACUCUACGUCUGCCAAGAUUUGUCAAACUUUUAUAGAAUAUUUCUUCAGCUUGUUAUCAUAAAGUAUGAAAACCGAUUUAUUUGGUAUUAUCUUCUGUACAAGCCAACUGUACCCAUGAACAGCCGUGCAAAUAUAUUUUACUUAAGCAGAUUUUUUCGGGAAACAUUAUUUAAGCAAAAGUUGAAGGUUGCACUAUCAUAAAAUUUCCUCCUAAGUUGAAGAAAAUUGUAUACUGAUCGAAUACAAGAGAUUUGAAAUCAACUUGAGACUGUAACAGAGGGGUUUUAAUGAUUUUAAGUUGAAAAACCGACCUCAGUAUUUACCUGUAGUAAAAUAAUUAUCCGUAGUUUCAAAGAAUAAGUUAAAAAUAUUUCUCUGAAGUUGCAUUUUUCAUGAUAAAUUGUAUUUAUACAGGAAAAAUUGGUCAGGUUGCAUAGGAGCUUUUAUCAUUAAUGUUCCUGUUAACAUUAAAAGUUUAAGUAAAUUAAAGAUGUGACAUUACAAAUUCAAGUUUAGACAGUACAAAGUUUA